AUGAUGGAGUGUUCCUGGAAAGCUGUCCUUCUGUUAGUAUUUGCCUCCCUGGGAAUCCAGUAUUCAGCCAUUAAAUCUCUAAGAAAGGCCUACGAGGCUCCCUGUCCGAGCAUGACAGUUCAAAACCAAUGUCUGCAAAGAGACAUGAAAGGUGAGUCUGUUAUGACUAAAUAAAUGGAUAUUGGGAGAACAAGAAUUUUAUCUUUUAUACAGGAUAUUCACUUUUAUGAUCGCCACUCUUUACAAACGUUUUACGUUUUAGGUGCACUGUACCUUUAAAUAUUGAAGUGCUACAAAGUGAAAAAGGUGUCCGUGCACUGUGCAUUCAGGAAUUACCUUUAUAUUAUUAGAAUAAUGUGCAAAAUUGCAAUUGUGUUAUGUGCUAAAUAUACUAAAAACUACUUACUAAAGAAAUAGGGAUUUCCCACUAUUUCUUCCAGGGAUGCAUAAGGACAUAAAAAAACAGAAAAAUAAACAUAGCAUAAUACUGUAUAACAAGAAAUUCUAAGAAUGACCAUAAAAAUGGAAUCAAACUCACAAGAGGAGAUCAGUAAGAAGUCUGCUCUCACUUUUCUCACUUGUGUCCACACAUGGGACUAAGUGCAACCAGGGAUCAGAGUAUGGCAGCUUGAAUGUAGAAAACACUUUAUUUCCAACAAAGUUAAAAGAUUCACAGUACACGUGAGCAUGUGCUCCCUUAUCCACAGAAAUUCAUACCCCUAUACUGCAGUGGAGCUUCAAAACCGCGGCUAGUACUAGCGGUCUCCUCGAAAAUCGGCACCUUCCGGGAGGCGGGGCUGCGUACCGUCACGUGUUGGCGUGAUGAGACAAGAAUAUAACAAACAAUAGUGAUAUUAUAAAAAUAAUAGUCAGUAGGGUAUAUGCAAAAACAAUAACAUAUACACGUGUAAAAAGAGUCCAAAAUAAAACCUAGAUAAAAGUAUAUAAAAUAUCAAAUGAUAAGGCACAGUCUCAGUAGAAGCAGCACAUCUUCUUGUAUGAUAUUAAUUAUACUAAGCAUGAUACUAAUUGUAUGAUACUAAAUAGUCUCGCUUGAUUGCAGCAUAUGAAAAGAAACACAGGACAAGCCAAACCAAUAGUACAGUAUGAUAAUAGAAAAUAGGACAAACAACACUUAAGACAAAUGUCAACUCACAUACAAUAGAGCUAUAACCAGCUCUAGGUAAAAUAGCAUGCAGUGGUUUUUAAUCCCCACUUGCAGGAUAUCCCUCUGGGUUUGGUAAAUGGUGAAGCAAUCAUGACUGGAAAGUGGUGAGGUAGAUCAUAUGAAAUGACAAAGGCAGCCAAUAGUGCUCACAAUUUAGGUAAGGAUUAUAGAGAUGAAAUGAAAAGUACUUACAUGUAAAUGAGCAGACUAACCAUGUAUCAAUCAUGCAUGGUACAAUCCUCACCUAGGAUUCUUUAGUUGAUGGUCCACUUUGACUAAACUAUAAAAAUAUUAAUUAGUACAAUAUAAACAAUGUUUUUAAUAUUGUAAAGUAAACGUUAAAAUAGUUUUAAAUGAAAAACGAGUGUUUGGGAGGGAGUACUAUGACAUAUAAAGUAAGGAAAAGAAAAGCACUGUCACUCCUUCCUGAAAAGAAUAGUGGAGAGUAUCUUUAUGGAAUACUCAAUUUGAUUGUGUUUGAAUUUCACUGAAAUUCCAACCCAGUCAAGAGAUAUGCAGAGACAAAGUAGGGACUGCUUUGUCUCCUUUACCUGUCCCAGCAGCCCCAGUGGCGAUGUCACAGUUGGCAAAGUCCCCUACGCUAACAUUUCCGCUUUAACACUGUAUCUUCUCACUUUCCAUCCUCAAACCCCCAUUCAAUUUUCUUUCCUUAUAUUUCUCAAGAUAGCAUAUUCAGUACAGAUAAAUUUAUAUGUGAACAAAUUGUAAAAUACAGGCAAAUAUAGCUGAGACAAAAGAAAUCCAACCCAGUUAUUUGGAUACGCUGCUUUUUUUUUUUUUUUAAACGCAGAGCACAAUGUGUCAAUUCUCUAUUUAGUGAAUAUGCCCAAUUAAACUUCAAAAUAGUUUCUGUUUCAAACUCUCUCUUUCUUUUUCUCUGUUGAAGCUACAGUUUUGUCUAUGGCCGACAGAACAUCAUGGCAGAUAGAGAGCUAUGUACUGACCUUUCACCGAUUAUCAUUAGUAUUAUUAUAUAAGGGUAAGGGAGUACAAAUCCAUAGAAAUGCACUAUGCCUUUUAAAAUAAUUAUUCACCCAUCUACAUUUUUAAAGGGGAUGGUAUUAAACUUUAAUCAUGCUUCCUACAGGAUGCAAGGAUUUGUGGAAAUAAAUUAGUUGUAGUUAUAUGAUUCAUGAUAUUAAGGUCAACACAAUCUUGGUGACCAUUUGUAAGACACAUCUGUGGAGCUACUUCCAUAGUUCUAUUUUAUGUAUCAAUUGAGUAAAAAGCAAAAAACUAAAUAUACCAAAGGAAGUUACUUCUAUUAUUGUUUUCUUGGUCUCAUUUCAUACUGUUUUUCUCUAAAAUGAGAAUGCAAAGUGAAUUACAAAUUUAAGGACAAAAUAAUCAAACUGAUAAAUUUCUCUAAGUCAGCUAUGCUUUUAGUUUGGCUACUCUGCCCUUUAUGCCAGUCCAGAUGGGGAGAACCUCUCAUCUCCCACGGCAGAUGUGAGCUGUCAGUUCAUACCUGAGUCUAAAGGAUCUACCAUUAAUUAUAUUGCUCCGUCUCUUAGCUAUAUGUCACAUCUAAUGAAAGCCAUUUUUGUCUUUUAACCCAUUAAGGCCACAUGACGGAAAUAUUCCGUCACAAUUCCCUUUUAUUCCAGAAGUUGUGUCCUUAAGGGGUUAAAUCCUGCUGUGCCCCUCUCCCUCCCACCCACAUCCCCUUCAGUGACUGACCGGAGUCCAGCGCCGAUGUCCCUCGGCGCUGAGUCAGGCUCCUCCUACUCUCUUCCUCGCCAACGUCAUCCAAGAACACGGAAGUCCCUCUAGUGGCUGUCUGACAGACAGCCACUAGAGGAGGAUUAACCCUGCAAGGUAAUUAUUGCAGUUUAUAAAAACUGCAAUGAUUACACUUGCAGGAUUAAGGGUAGUGGGAGUUGGCACCCAGACCACUCCAAUGGGCAGAAGUGGUCUGGGUGCCUGGAGUGUCCCUUUAAAAAAACUGUAUAUAAUCGGAGCUUUUGCAAUCAAUAAGAAAGAUCGAAAUUGCUGAUGAAAACACUCCUAGCAAAAUGCCCAUAUUGCUUGAGCUCUUAUGUAUAAAGGGGUUGAUUUAAUAUUAAAUGAAAAACACAGUUGAAAAUUCCCAACAUGAUUUAAUGUCGCCCAAAAUCUGUCCAGACAAAACAGUGUUCCUGGUUGAAAUUGAAUUAUAAAUGUAUCAGACGCGCAAAACAUAAAUAAUGGAUGCUGUUGAAAUAUAUUGGAAAUUAUCAUAAACAAAAACAGAGAAUAGGAGAGUUAUGAGAACGGAAAAAAGCUUAGAGAAACUCAGUAAGUUGCCUUUCGUUAAAUCCUCGCUCAAGUCUCAAAAUAGUUUUUGCCCACUUGUGCCAUUACAAAGAGAACAUAUUCUGAAGCAUAUCAGACUGAUCCCACCCAUGAGGGCAGUCAAGAAACGAAAUGCCAGCAAGUUAUUUCUGCGUAAGAGAUCCAGCAACCACAGAAAAUCAUUUCGGCCUUCUUUGUGCCUCAUCAGCGAGGUGGCAAUUUAUUGUUUGGUAGAUAUGCAAUCACUGUUUAGGUGACAUGCCCACACUAUUUGGAGUUUUAAUGCAUGAAAACUACUUUGUCAACAGCUUUUUUGAUAAGCCCAUUUCAGGGUCAUUAAAUGAUUGAUAAAUGAAAUUGAAUAACCAAAUUUGAUUUGGUUGUGAACAUUUUCAAAAUGUUUCGGCUCCUGAAAAGCCUUAAAUUGCUUGUAUUAUAUCGCUCUGAACUGUUAAAAGGCUUAUCAGGAGCCAAUAAGCCGUUAAUAUCACCUGAUAUUAAAUCAAAACGAAAACAAGCAGGGGUAAAUAUGAAUAUUUGCAUACUUCCAGCCAAGUUGACUAAUUAGGUUUAAUUAAUUCCCAUGUGAGACUUUUUGUGAGAAGAAUUUGGUUCUGAUACUUAUUAUGGAGCACAAUUUAAAGGGACACUAUAGGACAGUCUUAACAGCAUUAUAGGCCCCCAGGCAAUGCAGUGCACUGAGAUCCUGCCUACACAUCCACUCACAGGAAUAACAAUUUAAAUUGUCCAUAAAAUUCAGCUUAUAUUUAUUGGUACCUCCAAACAUGCAAUACAUACAUACAAUAUAUACACAUAUACUGCCUAAUACAAACACAGACUGCUGAAUACACAGAAUACACAGUCUGCUGAAUAAACACACAGACAGACUGCUGAAUACACACACAGACUACUGAAGAUACACAGGCAGACUGCUGAAUACACACACAGUCUACUGAAGAUACACAGGCAGACUGCUGAAUACCUACACAUGGGCUGCUGAAAACACAGGCUGCUGCAUACACACAGACAGAGAGGCUACUGAAUACACACACACAGACUGCUGAAUCCACAUAUUGCUGAAUACACACAUAGACUGCUGGAUACACACGCAAACUGCUAAAUACACAGACACUGCUGAAUAAACUCACAAUCUGUUAAAUACACACACUGGCUGCUGAAUACACACUCAGACUGCUGAGUGCACACAGUGUGCUGGAUACACACCUAGACAGACUGCAGUGCGUAGUGUAAGGUUGCAGUGUGUGAAGGGGUACAUUGUGUAAGAGGAGUACAGUGUGUGAAUAAUGGGUGCAGUGUGUGUGUGCGAAGGCUGCAGGGAGGGGUGCAGUUUGUGAAGGGGUACAGUGUGUAAGAGGGGUGCAGUAUGUGAGUGACAGAUGCAGUGUGUGUGUGUGUAGGGGUGCAGUGUGUGUGUGUUUAGGGAUGCAGUGAGGGUUCAUUGUGUGUGAGUAGUGCAAUGUGUGUAGGUGUGCAGAGUGUGUGAGUGGUGUAGUGUGUGUGUAGGUGUGCAAUAUGUGUGAGGGGUGCAGUGUGUGUGUGAGGGGUGCUAAGUGUGUGUGAAUGAUGCAGUGUGUAUGUAGGGGUGCAGAGUGUGUGAGGGUUAUAGUGUGUGUGUUUGAAUGGUGCAGCGUGUGAGGGGCGAGUGUGUGUGUGUGUGUGUCAUGAUCUCAAGCAGGUCAGAUAGUUUUUAUUUGAGACUUUAUUGGUGCUUUUAGACAUAUUAUGCAACUUGACGGAAAACAGACUUUAGGCAAUAUGCCACAAAACAGGAUACUUGCCACAGGUGCCACAAACCAGGUUACUUGCAAAUAAAGAAAGUCUGUGAUCUCCAGGUAGGUUUGAUACAAAGGCAGGUUGGUUUCCAAGCCAGGCUGGUAAUAGUGGAAGGUUGCUAACAGAGGCAGAAAUCAAAAUCAUUCGCCGGAGUGGAGCAGGCUGGAAGGUAAGUCUGGAGCAGGAAUGAGGGUAGGUCUGGAGAAGGUUCACAUGAGCCAGGAACUGAAGUUUUUCAGGCAAAUCAUUAACUUCAAUGCAAAGGCUACUUGGUUUAUUGGGUGUGGCCUUUUAUAGCAGACUUGAUUUUAGGUUAUCCAGGUAAGAGUUUGAAAUGACUAGAGGCAAAAGUCAGGUACCGUAUUUAAAAGGACAGUAUUAAACAAAAAAAAGUCUUACUUGUCAGUAUAGGAAUGUGACAGUGUGUGAGGGAUGCAUAGGGUCUAUAUUGUGUGUAUGGGAGGGUGAUAAGGGAGAAAAUGUACAUUUUCUUCUAUCUAUUUAAAUAAAUAAAAGCCAUUAUGCCCCCCUGCUCCCUUUUUCUUACCUUUUGCCAGGUUGGGGGUCAUUUUACAAGCCCUGGUGGUCCAGUGGUGGCAAGGUUACUCUAGCCUCUGGCUGCAGGCUGACUUCACUUCUCCUGUGAACACACAGUCAUCCAGGUCCCUCCCUCUCUCUCCCCUAAGGAAGAGCCAGGUCAGUGAGGGAGAUCAGCAGACAGCACGGCUCAGAGCCCCUAUGCUUGUGGGGAAAAGACGGCCCUGGGGCACUGUAGUCAACAGACCCACAAAAGCUUAAUAUAGUGGUUCUGGUGUCUAAAGCAUGUCCAUGCAGGCGUUUUUUUUUUUAAUUUAAAUGCGAAAAGACAGUGUUUACAUUACUGCUUAGUAAGAAAAUAAUUAGCAAGGAAGGCACACUAAAGACACAAUAGGAUGAAAUUCAGCUUAGGCUACUAAAAACACAGGGUGCUCACUACAAUCUUCUAUUUCCAAUAGAGUCUAUAUAUACAAUUUAUAGCAAAGAAACCAGAAUUUAUUAGAAUAAAAUAUAUCAAACACACAAAUAUAUAAAUCUGGAUAUUCUAAAUAUGUCAGACUAUACAAAAUGACAAAAACAAUAAAUUAUAGUCAUAAAUCAGAUCCUAGUGAAUAUACAAUUAACACAAGAGGUAUACAGAAAAAAUGUAAAUAUAUCAAGGCCAACUAGUAAACUGAGGCCAAAUUCGAGGUCACAAGAACAUCAGAAAAAUAAUCCAAGUAAAUUCAAAACAAAAUAUAGAAACAUAGAAUGUGACGGCAGAUAAGAACCAUUUGGACCAUUCAAUCUGCCCAAUUUUCUAAAUACUUUCAUUAGUCACUAGCCUUAUCUUAUAGUUAGGAUAGCCCUAUGCCUAUCCCAUGCAUGUUUAAACUCCUUUACUGUGUUAACUUCUACCACUUCAGCUGGAAGGCUAUUCCAUGCAUCCACUACCCUCUCAGUAAAGUAAUACUUCCUGAUAUUAUUUUUUAAACCUUUGCCCCUCUAAUUUAAGACUAUGCCCUCUUGUUGUGGUAGUUUUCCUUCUUUUAAAUAUAGUCUCCUCCUUUACUGUGUUGAUUCCUUUAUGUAUUUAGAUGUUUCUAUCAUAUCCCGUCUCGUCUUUCCUCCAAGCUAUACAUGUUAAGAUCCUUUAAAGGACCACUAUAGUGCCAGGAAAACAUACUCGUUUUCCUGGCACUAUAGUGCCCUGAGGGUGCCCCCACUCUGGAGGCUGGAUUAACCCUCAGUAUAAACAUAGCAGUUUCUCUGAAACUGCUAUGUUUAUAAAAAAAAAAGGGUUAAUCCUAGAGGGACCAGGCACCCAGACCACUUCAUUAAGCUGAAGUGGUCUGGGUGCCUAGAGUGGUCCUUUAACCUUUCCUGGUAAGUUUUAUCCCGCAAUCCAUGAACCAGUUUAGUAGCCCUUCUCUGAACCCUCUCUAAAGUAUCAAUAUCCUUCUGAAGAUAUGGUCUCCAGUACUGCGUACAAUACUCCAAGUGAGGUUUCAACGGUGUUCUGUACAAUGGCAUUAGCACUUCACUCUUUCUACUGCUAAUACCUCUCCCUAUACAACCAAGCAUUCUGCUAGCAUUUCCUGCUGCUCUAUUACAUUGUCUGCCUACCUUUAAGUCAUCAGAAAUAAUCACCCCUAAAUCCUUUUCCUCAGAUGUUGAGGUUAGGACUCUAUCAAAUAUUCUGUACUCUGCCCUUGGGUUUUUACACCCAAGAUGCAUUAUCUUGCACUUAUCCACAUUAAAUGUCGGUUGCCACAAUUCUGACCAUUUUUCUAGUUUACCUAAAUCAUUUGUCAUUUGGGUUAUCCCUCCUGGAACACCAACCCUGUUACAUAUCUUAGUAUCAUCAGCAAAAAGACAUACCUUACCAUCAAGACCUUCUGCAAUAUCACUAAUAAAAAUAUUAAAGAUAAUGGGUCCAAGUACAGACCCCUGAGGUACCCCACUGGUGACAAGACCAUGCUACGAAUAUAUUCCAUUAACUACAACCCUCUGUUGCCUGUCACUCAGCCACUGCCUUACCCAUUCAACAAUAUUGGAAUCCAAACUUAAAGAUUGCAAUAAAUAAAUAUACAAAACACGUAAAACAGUUUAAAUACAUACCAGAAAGAACUAAGGUAACACAAGAUAAUAGUAAGAGUGGUAUGGGAUACCAAAGCAAAAGCAAAUAUGAGUGAAAGCCCACCAAAGUUUCUGUAAAACUGCAUUUUGCUCCUUUGGUCCUUUGCUCCCUUUGUAUUCCGAACACUAUAGUUACAUAGCUCAAAAGAGACUUGCAUCCAUCAAUAUCAGCCUUCUUUAUAUUUGUUUUUGCUGUUGAUCUAAAAGAAGGCAAAAAAAAAAAAAAACAGUCUGAAGCGUUUCUAAUUUUGCAACAAACUAGGAAACAAUUCCUUCUUGACCCCAAAAUGGGAGUUAGAUAUCUCCAUGGAUAAAGCAGCUAUUAUGGCCCCCAAUGGUCUUAAUGAAGAACUGGAUCAGUUUUAGGUGAAUUUGUAGUUUCAGUUCUUUCAUCUAUUUAUGGUUUUGUUUGGUUUGAUUUGUUUUGGUUUUAUAGUUUUCAUCAUUUUUUUUUUUGGUUCCUCUAAUUUGCACUGUUGUGAUAUAUAGGUUUAUUCUUGGUAGUUUUGGAGACAUGCACUGGAAUAUAUACCCCUAUAAAUAUGUAUAUUGUAUAUUAUAUUCUUUUGCUAGGAUCAUGUAGAUUUUUUUUUUAUCUCACUAGUAUGCACAUUGCACUAUUCAUAGUGAACAGUUUAUUCAUAGUGAACAGUCAGGCCAAUCUGCAUUUCUGGCUUAAUUGGGGCAUUAAUGUUGUUAACAUCAAUAGGUGCAUAACACUCUUUAUGGUUAUAUUAUACUAAAUACUGCAUUCAUCCAUUUGGUAUAUUUGUGUGAUUUCAAUUUUUAUGGUUAUUUUUAUUCAACAUUCAUAAUAUUUUUUAAAUUUUACUUUAGAGAUAUUGCUCAAAGUUUAAGCGUACGGGCUCUAUGAACGAUCACUGUGCAUAUAGACAAUGGCGAAAUAUAUGCACAAAACAGACAAAAUUGGCCAAGGCCCAAUAUUUCUGUGAAAAUCUGAACAAAAACAUCUCAAAUCCUAGAAACUUUUGGAAAGUCAUAAAUAAACUACAAACUCCCCCAAUCCACUCCCAACCCUGCACUGUCAAAGUGGAUAACCAAACCCUGCAACUUCCCUUAGAUGUAGCAAAUGCCUUUAACAAUUAUUUUGUCGGAUGCUCUACUUUACAUUAUUUAUAAAUGAUCUGCCUAAUGUCUGCAAAUCCUCAAAUGUACAGAUGUACGCAGAUGACACGGUAAUCUAUGCAAGCAAAUCUGAUCUGCCGCAGCUUGAGGCUGUGCUCCAAGACCAGUUUACAGAGGUAGAAAAGUGGAUCGUAAAAAACAAACUCUUCCUGAACACUGCCAAAACUGUCACAAUGAUCUUUGGAACAGUACCUAAAUUACCCAAAUUAGCCAAUUCCCAACUAUCCAUCAAAACAAAUUCAAAUGGCACACUGACCGCAGUCCACUCUUUCAAAUACUUGGGUAUGAUGUUAGACCCCAAUCUAUCUUUUGGCCUGCACAUAGAAAAGCUUGCAUCUAAACUUUAUCCAAAACGAGGUGCCCUGUACAGAAACAAAGCCUGCCUAAGCCCUACAGUAAAGGAAAAGAUUGUACAGCAAAUGCUGAUGCCAAUCAUUGAUUAUGGGGAUGUAGUAUAUGCUCCUGCAUGCAAUCCCACAUUAAUAAACUCACAUUGUAUAACUCGUUCUGCCGAUUUGUGCUACAAUGUAAUUACAGGACCCAUCAUUGUGACAUGCUAAAGGAACUAAACUGGCUGUCACUGGAAUCCAGACGCACCCUUCAUCUUUCCAGCCUUGUGUUUAAGAGCUUUUCUGGGAAACUCCCACCCUACCUGAACACAAUGCUUUCCUUAGCUGUUUCCACUUCCUAUAACCUUCGAUCCAGUACCAACACUUUACUUAGUCUACCUCAAUACAAAAAGAAAGCAGCCCGAUCCGCCUUCUCCUACAGAGCACCGCAAUUGUGGAACGACCUACCGCACAAAUUAAAAUCUUCCCUAAGCCUAACGUCAUUUAAGAGAUCCCUCUCUACAUACCUCAAAACAGAAUGCACCUGUCAUGGUUGAUUAUAUAUUUCCUGCCUGUUCUAUGUUACAUUUUGUAUUUAUUAAUAUUGUUUUUGUAUUUUAUUGUACCCUAAUUGUAACAAUGCAAUGAUUUGUGGACCAAGGACAUACUUGAAAACGAGAGAAAUCUCAAUGUAUCUUUCCUGGUAAAAUAUUUUAUAAAUAAAUAAAUAAAAUUUGGCUUUUUAUUUAAUAUUGUGUAGUUUAUGUAUUCUAUAUACAUGAAGUAUUUAUUUUAAAUUCUGUAAUGAAUCAUGUACUAUGUUAGUUACAUAUACUAACACACACAUUUUCUGUAUGCAAUAGAAUAUAUUUUUUGUAUUUUUUUUAUGUAAAAUAAUUUUUUUGCUUUAAUUGUUAUGAUAAGGGUUAAUUAUUUUAAGUUAUUAAGCUGUUCGUCUAUUUAGUCCAUACCAGGUUUUGCAGGUUGUCUGAUUUUGAGGGUUUAUAAGGCAAUUCUCUCCAUCUGCACAUCGUCUUGAGAAAGUCCUGUGAACAGGACGAAACGUGUGUAGAUGCAGUGCCUUUCUCCUCUCUGUUAUCUAUUUAUAUUGAUUGUCUGGCGCUCUGAUAUCCAUCAAGUAUAUCUACGGUUUACUGCCUGUGGGACUGCCUUCAUUGAGAUCCUAUGUGUUCUACCUUUCCUCAACAAGUCAAGCAGUUUUUUAUCAUCACAUUUUGACCUUAGAGCUGCUGUUUCUAUUUUUGAAUCAUCUGGAUCGUCACCUCAGUUUUUUGGGGGGCCCCCUCGAGGUCAGGUAUUUUUAUAUUAUAUCAGCGGUUACCUUUUUCACUUUUGAAUUUUUCAUAUUUCUUUUGCACAUUUUUAUUAUUUUUUUUUAUACUUUUCAAUACAAAUAUUAUUUAUCCAGUAUCUUACAUUACCUACAGUUUUUAUACAAUUUACAUGCAACGUUAUAAAACGGUUUUUCACCAAGGUUUGCACCAUUUAGUUUGUGUUCACAUCUACUUUCCCUUUGGACUGCAACAUGCUGCUUCUGGAUUAAUUGAAACUGUUGCAGUUUUUGGGAAGUAUUGUGUUUUAUGUCCCACCUAACAGUUAUUAAAAAUAACUAGGGUAAUAAUUUUUCAUUGUUUUAGCUGGUAUUUGUAUUCAAGGUUGUAACGGAACUCACUGUAAUGAAGCUCCCCGUACUCUGACUGAGUACCCUCCGUUGAUGGACGCUUCCUAGCUUGCGCCAAGGACCACAAGCACCGCACCGGACACCACAACCACUGCAGACUCUGCAACCGCCGUAGCUUGACUGGAGUCUCGCCGUCUUUCUUCCACCCUGGAUCAGCUUCUGUCCUCCAGGACCAUGUGGGAAAGACCUCUUCCCUCCACCCUGUAUGAACCUCCAGCAUCCAGGACUGUGUGGGGAAGACCUCUCCUCCAGGAGAGCAUAACAGGAACAGCUCUUAAAAGAGCUAAGUGAUUAAAGCUCAAGGGAGUAUGCAGAGCAUUGCAAUCACCAGUGUGAGUAUAGCUGUCCCCUCCAAUCACGAGACAAGACUAUGUGUUGAGGGUCAAGAAGAACUGUCUAAAACUUUAUUUUACUUGGGACUAGCCCAUAUGGUCAUUACAUUAACAUUGCUGUGAAAACUCAAAAUAUUACAAACAGUCAAAUCAUAGCAGGCAACAUACAGUGACUUAUUAUAACACAAUGGCAUAUUUUCAAAGGGGUGCGGAGACAAUAAUUAACAGAAAAUAUCUCACAUACCUGCAGAAUUAGCAAUAUGCAAAUCUACCCAAAUAUGCAAAUGAACCAGUCUUGCUAUUUAGGUAGUUCAAGCAGCUAUUACCCCAAUAAUUAGAAAUUAUAUCCCUGUAUGUUAUGUUUUUGCUAGUAUUUAUCCAAUUGCUGUUGAAACAUCUGUAUGGACUUUGAUAAAACCACCUCUUCAGGCAGAGGAUUUCAUAUUCUUAUUGCUCUUACUGUAAAAAAAAAAAAAAUUUUCUUUGCCUUAGAUGAAAUCUCCUUUCUUCCAGCCUAAAUGCGAGACCUCGUGUCCUAUGUAUUUUGUUUGUACUGCACCCGAAUAUAUUUGUAUAAUGUUAUCAUAUCCACUUGGAGGUGCAGUUUUUCCAAACUAAAGAGAUUUACAUUUUUUUUUAACCUUUCUUCAUAACUAAAAUGCUCCAUUCCUUUUAUCAAUUUUGUAGCUUGUCUCUGCACUUUUUCUAGUGCCAUGAUAUCCUUUAGGUGCCCAAAAUUGCACAGCAUAUUCAAGGUGUGGUCUUACCAGUGAUUUAUAAAGAGGCAAAAUUAUAUUUUCAUCCCAAGUAAUUUAUGCCCCUAUUUAUACAUGACAAAACCUUACUGGCCUUAGCAACUGCAGAUUGACAUUGCAUAUUGUUGCCUAAUUUGUUGUCUAUAACUAUUCCCACAUCAUUCUCAUGUGUAGUUAUCCCUAAUUCACUACCAUUUAGGUGUAAGUUGCUUGUGCAUUCUUAACCCCGAAGUACAUAACUUUGCAUUUCUCUACAUUAAAUUUAAUCUGCCCUUUUAGUGCCCAGUCUCCCAAUCUAUCUAAAUCCCUCUGCAGCAAAGCAAUAUCCUGCUCACAUGUUAUUACUUUACAAAGUUUUGUGUCAUCUGCAAACACUGAAACAUGGCUUUAAAUGCCUAUUGCAAGAUCAUUAAUAAAUAUGUUAAAUAGAAGCGGUCCCAAAACAGAACCCUGGGGGACACCACUUACCACUUUUGUCCAGCCUGAAAAUUUACCAUUAAUGACAACUCGUUGUACUCUAUCUUUAAGCCAAUUUUCUACUCAAGAACAAGAAUAUUCAUCUCGACCAAUUUCUUUUAGUUUGAAGACUAACCUAUUGUGAGGAACCGGAUCAGAUGCCUUGGCAAAAUCCAAGUAGCUCACAUCCACUGCAACAUCCUGAUCUAUACUUCUACCUACUUCUUCGUAGAAUGCAAUUAGAUUAGUUUGACAUGACCUAUGUUUCAUAAAACCAUGCUGAUAGUGUUCCUUUCACUACUUAAGGACAGCGGGCAUGCUAUGCUGUCCUUGGGGACCCUGCUCUAAAUGCGGGUGGCAUAGUACGUCCCUGCUGUCCAGGGGACUAACCUGCUCUCUAGCAAUCCCACGCCGGCAAUCGCGAUGGGGGGAUUUACCUGGCAUCCCAGGAAGUCCCCCAGCUGCUGAUCUGGCCCUCAUGGCCAUGUGAUAGCAAGGUCCUUGCGACGACCCCAUGAUCACAUGGACGGAAUAGCCGUCCAUAGCAGUGUCAGCAGGGGGAGUGCCUGGAAUAACAGUUAAAGAAAAGUUAAAACAGUGUAAAAUAAAAUAAUAUAUACUUAGAUUUUAUAUCUAUUACUUCAAAAUACACAUAGAAUGACAUUAAUUAAAUAUAUAUAAUUAUAUAUGCUGUGCCUAAUCAUUAAAUUCAUGAAGCACCAAUAUCAGUUAUGAAACACUAAUAUUUGUGUUCAGCAAAGUCUCCUAAGUAAAACAGUACCCCUCAUGUACAGGUGUUAUGGGGUUUUCAAAAGUUACAGAGUCAAAUAUAAGGCUUGCAUUUCAGUUUUUUUCACACUGAAAUUCGCCAGAUGGGUUAUGUUGCCUUUGAGACCGUAGCCCAAGAAUGAGAAUUGCUGGCAUACCAUUUGCAAAAGUAGACAACCCAAGGUAUUGCAAAUAGGGUAUGUUCAGCCUUUUUUAGUAGCCACCUAGUCACAAACACUGGCCAAAAUUGACAUUCAAAUUAGUUUUUUGCAUUUUUCAAACACAAACAAAUAUUGACGCCAACUUUAAAACCUGUACAUGAGGGGUACUGUUUUAUACACGAGACAUCGCUGAAUACAAAUAUGUGUAUUUUAUUGCAGUGAAAGCUAACAGUAUUAUGACAUUCACAGUUAAAAUGUCAUGCAGAACUAAAAAAAAUAACAAUUUCUUAAUUUCUCACAUUAUUUUAUAUUUUAUUCAUAUUAAAUUAUGCUUCAUAGCUAAAUAUGUUGUUAAAUAAAAGCCCUAUUUCUCCUGAACAAAAUGAUAUAUAAUAAGUGUGGGUGUACUUAAUAUGAAAGAGGUGAAUUACGGUUGAACAGAUAUAUAGUCAAAUUCCAAGUUUUGUUUUCGUUUUAUUUUGAUCAAAACGUGUACAUUUGGCUCAGUUCUUAAGGGGUUGAGAACAGGAUUUAGCCUAUUACAGCUCUGAUUUUAUAGGCUUGAGACACACUAGUGGUCUAUAUUACUACUGGUUCAAAACCACUGGGUUAAGAUUCAUAUCUUCAAUAAGUGUUAUACAAUAAUGUUUUUCUUUGUUCUAUAUACACUAGCUAUUAAAUAUUUGUGGUACCUACAUUUAAAAACACAUAGAUUUGUGCUGAUGGGAAGAUGAAAAGUGCUUUACUUUGUAUGUUUAUUGUAUGAAAAUAAACAACUUAGUCUGAUGUAAUGGACAAGAGGCCUGCCCAAUCAUCUGGGCUGGAUUUCCUGUCCAAUCAAAAGGUAGCACAAAAUUAAGGAGAAUUGUUGGUUAUGACACAGCCUUUAAAUGAUGAUUUUAUUCAAAAAUCAAGUGACAACUGUUCAAUAAAGGGAAAAAGGAGGAGCAGUAAAACAGUGUAUAGUUUCAAGCAGGAUUCUUUUAGACACUUUGACUAUAGUUACUGAGGGAGACAGACAAGGAGUUAUACCGCGAGAAAUUAGCGUAGAGUACUAAAGGAUUGCCCAUGACCCUGACGCCGAUUCAUCAGUUGUCCUUCCUUGCACCACUUUGGUAGGUAGGAACACCCCGAAGACUUUUUUUUAAUGCUCUGACCCAGUCGUCUACACAUCAAUAUUUGGCCCUUGUCAAAGUCACUCAAAGUCACUGGGGCAGAGGAGAGGAAGGGAGAGCCUGGGGCACUGGAGAAGCUUGGGCAGUCUAGGGCAGAAGAGGGGCUUGGGGAGCAUGGGGCAGAGGAGAAGCAGGGAGAGCCUAGGGAAGAAGGCAAGCAGGGAGAGUUUGGAGCAGGAGAGCCUGGAGUAUAGGAGGAGCAGGGAGAGGCUGGGACAGAAAAGGAGCCUGGAAAAAUAGGGAGAGCCAUUGGUAGAGGGGGAGCAUGAAAUUCUGGGGCCACUACAUUUAUCACAAAUUAAAUAAAUACAGACAUUUUGCUAAUAUGAGGGGUAUAAUUUAUGGAAAUGGGCUGCCAAGAGGUAACCAAGUAAAAAAGUAAUGGGAACAUCUGGUAUUCAUGUGCACUUUAAAGUUCCUACAUUCUAAAACAACCCUAACCUAUGUUUACUGGCAAAUAAAUAGAUGGUACUAAUAUUUUUCUUCUUUACUAUUGUAGAUACUGCUACUAGAUUACUCUGUGAAGAAUUUAAUAAGCUGCAUGCAUCAGCCUCGCAACACAACCGAAAACACAUAAUUAUUUUUGCAACCACAAGGACUGGAUCUUCAUUUCUGGGCCAGAUCUUUAAUCAGAAUCCUGAUAUAUUUUACUUGUUUGAACCUCUGUAUCAUGUGCAAAAAACCUUCAGCAAUUCAAGCUCUCGAAUGCAAGUGGGUAGUGGGUCUUUAGUUGGGGCCUUCCGAGAUCUUCUCCAAAAUCUAUAUAACUGUGACUUUUACUUUUUUGAAAACUAUAUCUCACCAGCUCCUAAAAACCAUGUCACUUCCACCAUUUUCAGAAGAGGGUCAAGCAAUGCUUUAUGUUCUCCCCCUUUGUGUGACAAGAUACAGAGAAGAGAACACAUAUGUUCAAGAAAGUGUCGGCCGCUAAAUUUUACUUUGGUGUCUGAAUCCUGCAAAACAUAUAAACAUAUAGCCAUAAAAACCGUCAGAAUUCCUAAGAUCAGUGAUCUCAGAACUCUUGUGGAAGAUCCCAGGCUGAACCUUAAAAUAAUCCAUUUAGUAAGAGAUCCAAGAGGAAUUUUAGCAUCAAGGAUUAGCACCUUUAUAGACUUGUACCAGCCAUGGAAAAUCUGGAAUUCAAUAGGAAGAAAGCCACGCAAUAUUGAUCUUACUCAAAUCACAUCAACAUGUGCCGAUCUCAGUAGCUCUGUAGAGACUGGCUUAAGCAGGCCUCCUUGGUUGAAAGGAAGAUAUAUGCUUGUUAGAUAUGAAGACAUAGCAAUGGACCCUGUAAAGAAGGCCAAAGAGAUGUAUGACUUUUUAGGUCUGGAAUGGAGAGAGGAUGUCCAAAUGUGGAUAGAGCAAAACACAAAUGGAAGUAUUGUUCCAAGCGUAAACUUUAAAUAUUCUACAAGUAGGAACUCAGCAGAGACAUCCGAAAACUGGAGACUACAUCUAUGCCUUGAUAUAGUCCAGAAACUGCAAGAAUUAUGCAAUGUAACAUUUUCGCUUCUUGGAUAUAAAAUGGUGGACUCAGUACUGCAGCUCAAAAAUCUUUCCAAUAGCCUUGUGGAGCCACGAAUAUUUUUUCCAUUUACAUAAGAGAGCAGAAGAGAGGGGGAAAAAAACUACCUGUGUCAGCUACAAUUUCAAACCAAAAGAGAUUAAUGUGAAACCACAAUGAAAUUAGAAUACACUUCCUA
Pelobates cultripes (western spadefoot toad) is the source of this 16442-nucleotide messenger RNA. Lineage: Eukaryota; Metazoa; Chordata; Amphibia; Anura; Pelobatidae. The record is from the annotation of a GenBank genome assembly.